This is a messenger RNA of Epinephelus fuscoguttatus (brown-marbled grouper), 2450 nucleotides long. RefSeq names its product DEAD (Asp-Glu-Ala-Asp) box polypeptide 28 (gene ddx28). Gene Ontology annotation, biological process: mitochondrial large ribosomal subunit assembly. The record is from RefSeq and is a predicted model, not a curated record. The transcript has a single exon. Gene Ontology annotation, molecular function: ATP binding; nucleic acid binding; RNA helicase activity. Gene Ontology annotation, cellular component: mitochondrion. Lineage: Eukaryota; Metazoa; Chordata; Actinopteri; Perciformes; Serranidae. Bases 197 to 1894 code for a protein of 565 amino acids.
GCCAAUACAGCAUGGCCAUGUCGCUGUCCCGUGGGAAGUAUGGUAACAGAUUUACGGUGUUUUUUGAACAUUUCGAGUGACUUUUUAAGAUUCCCAGUGCGCUAAACUGGUGUCUUCUUAACAGUUUAGUUCUUUAUUCUCGUUUUUAUUCGUGUCAGCUGACUCUUAGCUGGCAGCGAGACAGAUAAACACCAAAAUGCACUCCGUGAAGGUCGGCUAUUUAGCUUCGGCUGCGUCGCGAGCUCUGUGCUCAAGUGUUCACUCUCGUGAGUAUAUUAAAAUGUCGGCUGUGUCUCAUGUUUAUUGCUCUGUUAGUCAGACUCGCUUUUGUAGGACAGCAGCCACGCCGGAAGAGACAGUUAUCCGUAUCCCUCGCUACAUGCAGAAGCGCAUUGAAAGUGUGAAACAGACUCGAGGCAAAAACAAGAUCAGCACCGUCAAAGCCGGAAAGCUCCUGAUCCAGUGCAAGAACCCAGUCCUGAACCAGUCUGCUGGAUACACCCUUGGGAAGUUCGAGCAGCCCGUUUUGUGCUCCAAAGGAUGGAAACACAACAAAUCAUUCGGUGACUAUUUCUCCAUCAACAACAUCAAGACUGUUGCACCUUUCGUCACUCAAAGUCAGGAUGAGGACGCUGAGCAGAAGGCACCGGUGACGUUCAGUAACCUUCGCAUCUGUAAGGAGCUGGUGGAGGCUUUGGACAGUAUCAACAUUACACACCCCACCACUGUACAGCUGAAGACCAUCCCAAAGGUUAUGAAAGGUUACAACAUUAUUUGUGCUGGUGAGACGGGCAGUGGGAAAACACUGAGUUACCUCCUGCCUGUUGUUCACAGGCUGCAGGCUGAGAAGGAGCAUGAGAUGAAUGCUGAGGGCAAACACAAGAUCCGUGCUGUGGUUCUGGUUCCUUCCAGAGAGCUAGCUGAGCAAGUGGCCGCUGUGUCCAGGACUCUGUGUGCUCCAUUAGGCUUCGUAACAAGGACUGUGGGUGGUGGGCGAGGUGUAGGACACAUCAAGGCUAUCUUCAAGAGGGAUCAACCGGAUAUUUUAGUAGCCACACCAGGUGCUCUUGUCAAGGCCCUGAGGAGACGCUACCUGGACUUCAGUGAGCUGUGCUUCUUCGUGGUCGAUGAAGCUGACACCAUGUUCGACCCCAGCUUUUCUGACAUGCUGGAGGACAUCCUGCUCCACACAAACAUUGCUAGUAAUCCCAAGGAAACACAAGGCCCAGGCCAUAAAGCCCAGCUGCUGGUGGUGGGAGCCACCUUCCCCGGGGGUGUCGGGGAGGUGCUGAGCCAGGUGACAGAUCUUGGCAGCAUGGUGGUUAUCAGAAGCAAAAUGCUGCACUUCCUCAUGCCACAUGUCAAGCAGACAUUCUUGAAGGUAAAGGGCGCUGACAAGGUCCUGGAGCUCCACCAAGCCCUGAAGCUGCUCCAACAGGAUAAAGGAGGGGGUGCUGCUCUGGUAUUCUGCAACAAGUCUGCCACCGUCAACUGGCUGGGGUACUCGCUGGAAGAGAUGGGGGUGCCGCACGCACGUCUGCAAGGAGAGAUGCCCGCUGCUGUGCGUGCAGGAAUCUUCCACUCCUUCCAGAAGGGCCUGGUGGAUGUGCUGAUAUGCACGGACAUUGCUUCACGUGGCCUGGACACAUCCAGAGUGCGCCUGGUUGUCAACUACGACUCCCCAGAAUCCCCCACAGACUACAUCCACAGGGCAGGGAGAGUGGGGAGAGCAGGUGGGGUGGAGGAUGGGGAGGUGCUCAGCUUUGUCACGCAUCCGUGGGAUGUGGAGCUGGUGCAGAAGAUUGAGACCGCUGCACGUAGGAGAACUAGUUUGCCAGGGAUGGAGUCUGAUAUACGUGAGCCAAAACCAAAAGUAGCAGAGGCAGAGGAGUAGAACUGAAGUGUUUUUCUCUGUGUUUGCAAGUGGAAAAGACUCUGGUGGGAUAUGUUACUGUAUGUGUAGUGUUGGGAUGACAAACUCUGAAUGUAUGAAACAUUGUCAGCAGAAACAGUAAGUCAGAUGUGUUCAACACAGAGUCAAAGUAGGCUGUUUUUCUUCAGCAACUAUGAUUUUAAAAAAAGUAUACAUACAACAUUCCCAGCUGGGAUAAUUUGAAAGGGAGAUUAAUGGAAGUGACACAUCCUAUGGUUCUGCCAAGUUAUGACCUGGGAUUGCUUAAUUCUGGUGUAAGUAUGUGCUUCUAAUGCUUUGAAGGCACCUGCAUAAAGCCUAGUAUUAAUAACGAUAUUUAAAAAAUCCUAGUGUGUGCUUUAUGUCUAAAUGUUAUUUUGCCAUAGUGUCAGAAAUGAUGUCAGAGCCUAUAUUUGUUUGUUUGUACAUUAUCUGCUCAGCAAUUGCUUACUUUGACUUCAAAUAUUUAUUUGCAAACAAAUGAUGCAGUAUUUUUGUUAAAAAUGAUUUGACUUCAAAUUAAAAUCUUAGUGCAUAA